Molecule: messenger RNA, 684 nt
Organism: Apaloderma vittatum (bar-tailed trogon)
Lineage: Eukaryota; Metazoa; Chordata; Aves; Trogoniformes; Trogonidae
Gene: TMEM72
Product: transmembrane protein 72
Exons: 6
Source: RefSeq, a predicted model, not a curated record
AUGCGGCGCAAAGUGUUUUGGAGUGUUCUGGAGUACACCUGCCGAUUGCUGGGCAUCUCCACUGCAGCAGUGCUGAUCGGUGUGGGCGUAGAAACUCUGCAGCGAGGACAGUUCAAAAGCCUGGCUUUCUAUCUGCUUUUUUCAGGGGUUGCAGUUACUGUCUGUGAAGGAUUCUUCUUUAUCAGUUUGUUCCUGGAGAUGUGCUUCACAUACAAGCCUGACUCCCUGGCACAGGCCUGCUGGAAGCGAGCUAGACGUCCGGGGAGCUUUCAGAAAUUUCUAGGGUACACACUGCUCUCAGUGGCUUGCUUCCUGCAUCCCGUCCUCGUCUGGCAUGUCACCAUCCCUGGGUCCAUGCUGGUGCUUACCGCCCUGGGCUACUUUACCAUUGCUGGUGACACUGAGCAGACCUACACCUUCCACGGGGCCCAGAAGGAGCAGCACCGCUCGCUGCUGGGUCACAUGAAGAGCAUCCUGAAGGGCAGCAAGGACAGGAGCCCGGCUCCAGUAGUUCCUGCCCAACCAGCAGACCCACCAGCCCCACGCAAGCAAGUGCACUUCCAGGAGAAGGUGGUGCAGAUCAUCCCCUCUAUCAGUGAGAGCUUGGAGGACAUGGAAAGUGAGGCUGAAGAGACCACAUCGGACACAACACCCAUUCUCACCCCACCUGAUGCCCCUGUCAUC